GUUCGCUGGCGCGGCCCCAUAAACCGCGUACGUUUAUAUUUAGGGCGAUAUUAAUCUGAACUAGGUGAUAUGAGUGUCGGUGAGCUAUCAUGAUUACUGCAAGCUGAAUUUCACUCUGACCAAUUGUGAAGUGGUCGAUUAUGCGCAUCACAUCAAUUCUUUCUGAUGUGAUGCGCAUCAAUCAAGAAAGAGAUCUUGAUCGUUUGAAACGGAAUUUUUUCCGUGAAAGCGGUUGAGGAUGAAUCGUCUUGGUCAGAUCAGACACUUCUCCUCGAUUGGAGGGGAUGUUUUCAUUGCAAGUGCUGUGCGAACACCCAUAGGGUCAUUCAGGAGUUCACUGGCGUCGUUCCGUGCGACAGAACUUGGAGCUGUUGCUAUCAAAGGAGCGAUUGAAAAUGCUGGCAUCAGCCCUGACGCAGUGCAAGAAGUUUACCUGGGAAAUGUAGUGCAGGCAAUGGGAGGUCAAGCUCCAGCUCGUCAAGCUUCGCUUUUUGCUGGGCUUCCAAAAAGUGUUCUGUGUACUACAAUCAACAAAGUUUGUGCAUCCGGGAUGAAGUCUGUGAUGAUGGCUGCUCAGUCUAUAAAAUCUGGAACGAAUAACUUGAUGAUUGCUGGUGGAAUGGAGAGCAUGUCCAAUUGCCCAUAUUACAUGAAGCGUGGGGAAACACCGUAUGGUGGAGUGACACUAUUCGAUAGCAUUGUUUUUGAUGGACUCACUGACGUGUAUAACGAGUGUCACAUGGGAAACUGUGCAGAAAACACAGCGAAAAGGAUGAAAAUAUCGCGUAAGGAACAGGAUGAUUAUGCAGCACGAAGUUACAAACUCAGUGCCGAAGCGUGGAAGUCUGAAGUAUUUUCCCGUGAAUUGGUCCCCGUUGUUGUACCUCCUAAGAAGAAAGGCGGCGAAUCAACAACAGUAACCGAAGAUGAAGAAUUCAAGAAAGUGAAUCUCUUGAAGCUUCCGACGCUGAAUACCGUGUUUCAGCGAGAAGGUGGCACUGUUACCGCUGGAAAUGCAUCUACGUUGAAUGAUGGAGCUUCUGCUCUUGUUAUAGUUAAUGAACAGGCUCUGAAACAGUACAAUCUUACGCCAUUGGCAAGAAUUGUUGCGGGUGCCGAUGCAGCAACAGACCCGAUUGACUUUCCCAUUGCACCUGCACUUGCCACUCCAAAGUUGUUGGAACUCGCUGGUGUUAAAAAGGAUGAUGUGGCAAUGUGGGAAAUCAACGAAGCCUUCAGUGUUGUAGUCCUGGCAAAUAUCAAGAUGCUGGAUAUCGAUCCAAGUAAAGUCAACAUUCAUGGAGGAGCUGUCAGUUUGGGCCAUCCCAUUGGGAUGUCUGGAGCACGAAUUGUUACGCAUUUGGUUCACACCUUGAAGGCUGGGGAGAAAGGCGUAGCUUCUAUUUGCAAUGGAGGUGGCGGUGCUUCGUCGAUCUUGAUCGAGAAGCUAAGUUCUGCAGUUCUGCCGGUGUUGACGCUGUUCACGAAGAAACCUUGCCCGUUGUGUGAUGAAGCCUUGAUGCAAAUCCGGCAUUUGUCUCACCUGUAUUCGCUGGAAAUCGUGGACAUCAGUGCGAAAAACAACAAGGAGUGGAAGCGACUACGGGACGGAAAUCCCAUCUCAUCUCCGUAUGCUGCCCAAACCGUACCUCGCGAAGGGAUCCCCCAGCCACCAGUGAAGCGGCAUCCUCCGACAUCUCUUUUGUUUAAUGCGACACUUCUUGAUGAGGAUGUCCCGGUUCCGAUGAUCGUUCCUGUGCCAGAACCUCUGAUCGAGAUUCCUGCUGUGCCGGUUUCCUCAAUUACUCCACCCACGUCUGCCGAAGCUCCUCCUAUCCAAGCAGCUCAUCAUCAUGUUCAGCGUGAUUCCUUCGCCUCCGCUCCGUAUGUCGAGCCUUCUAUCGACAACCGCUUCCAAAUGCCGCCGCAACAGCAUCCGGCGUCUCGAGAAUUUCCGUCAUACAACUUUAACGCGCAGAAUGUUUCACUGGUGACACCAAAUCUGGAAAAUGCGGUCGAAGCGCAGGGCUAUAGUCCUGUUUCUCCCCAUUGGUUCUUCUGUCGGAUUGCUGAUGGUAGACAAUCCUGGUUUCCCUUUUCCUUAGUGGAUUCACUAAAUUUGGAGGAAGCCUGUAUGUCAGGUGACACAGAUAUGGACACCGUGGUUGCUACGGAUGGAGGAAGGCGAUUUGCUCGUAUUUUCAAUGAAGUUUCUUUCGUGUGUACAUGUUUUAGAUAUGAUGUAAACGUUGUUUUGCGAACGCGUCACUCGGUGUAUUGGACCGAGGAGCCUACACCAGUUCGAAGAGCUACUUGGUUCUAUCGUGAGCCUCUUGAUGUGCAGUUCACUCCGUACGAUGAACGAUUCGCUGCCAAACUUGAGGAAGAGUAUAAGAAAGCUGCUGAAUCUGGAAAUUGGCAGCGAAGGUUGGAGUUUCCUGGAGGGGAAAUAAUAUUGAUUCAUGGCCCCAAUCUCAUCGUGCAUUUUCCUGCGUCUCUUAUGAUGAGUACUCCAAGAGCUUUGAUGGACGUUGGUGCCGAUGAUGGCAUUGGUUCGCAGGAAAAUGUCCUGAGACCAUGCACUGUUCGGCGUGGGGUGGAAGACUUUGACAUUGAUGAUGGUGAGCCGCAGCGAGUGGACCAUCUAGUAUUUAUGGUUCACGGUAUUGGAGCAUUUUGUGACCUGAGGUUCCGAGGAAUCGUGGAAUGCGUUGACGAUUUUCGGGAUUUAUCCCUCAAUAUGCUGAGGACCCAUUUCAAAUCCAGACUGGAUGCCGGGGAUAUAGGGAGAAUUGAACUUCUUCCAGUCGGUUGGCAUUCUGCUCUGCAUGGUGAUUGCACCGGUGUGGAUACCAAAUUAAAAGCUAUCACGCUGCAAAGUAUUCCAAAGCUUCGUUUCCUAAUAAACGAUACGUUGCUGGACAUAUUGUUUUACACUUCUCCCGUCUACUGCCAGCACAUCAUGGACCGCGUUGGAUCAGAAAUGAACCGAAUGCAUCAGAUUUUCUUGAAACGGAAUCCGGAUUUUAAGGGACAUGUUUCUUUGGCCGGUCAUUCACUUGGUAGCGUCAUAUUGUUUGAUUUAUUGAUGCAUCAGCCCGAACCGGCAUCGGAGGAAAAAGUUCCUGGGAGAAGAGAAGCGCCUGUUGACGACAUCGCCUCACCCGUGCCUGCAAGUUUGGAAACCUUUUUGAAAGAAUUGCAACUGGAAGAAUACCAGGAAACGCUGAAAAAGGAAAAGAUUACCUUGGAAACCCUGGUGCUUUGUGAUGAGAAGGACUUGGCGGAAGCCGGCGUUCCCCUUGGACCUCGAAAGAAGUUGAUAUCCGGAGCCAAAGAAUACGAAAUAAGCAAGAAGUUAACCCAGAGCAGCGAAACUGGAAGUCAGUCGUCUUUCCGACCCUCUCAACGGAAAACCUCUACUACAUCAGUCUCUUACGCUGUCGGAUCGGCGGGUACGGGACAACCGUCCAUCAACUAUCCGGUGCUUAACUUCGUGCCAAGAAUGUUUUUCGCCAUGGGUUCUCCCAUUGCACUGUUUGUUACCGUCCGUGGAUUGGAUUCGCUCAACCUCAGCUGGAAGUUACCGACGUGUCCUUCGGUGUUCAAUAUUUAUCACCCCUUUGAUCCUGUGGCUUAUCGAAUCGAGUCGUUGAUCGACCCGUCUUUGAAUGACGUCCAUCCCGUGUUAAUCCCGCAUCACAAAGGCCGAAAACGCAUGCAUCUCGAGCUCAGAGAAGCGAUGGGACGCGUUGGGACUGAAUUCAAUCGUUUUGCUGACAUGAUAAAGUCGACGUGGAAUACUCUGUAUCAGUAUUCUCCCUUCUCUCAAGUCGGCCAGACGGAAGCUUUGGAAAAUUCUGAUAACUCUGUUCGGAAUGAAGUGGCGAGGAGCAUAGCAUUCGAUGCGCAUCAGCAGCAAGGUUUACUGGAGGCAGUUGGUUCAUUAUCAGUGUCAGAAUCGGGAGCAGAUUUGAACGCUUCUCACAAUUUCGGAAUGCUCAAUGGCGGUCGAAGGAUUGAUUAUGUGUUGCAGGAAAAGCCGAUUGAGACUGUCAACGAAUACCUUUUUGCUCUUGGCUCUCAUCUAUGUUACUGGGAAUCCGAAGAUACGAUGCUGUUGAUGUUGAAGGAGCUUUACGCAGUAAAUGGCGUGGAUCCAGAUGAAACUUCAUCUGCGCAUCCGAUCAACAGUCGGCCAACAUCGAGCAGGGGUUCGAUGACUCGACUGUCGCAAAUGUCGUUUUUUUCGCCGCCUUCGGGGCAGAGCAGUAUCCCUGAUAUGUCGUCGACGGCUAUCACCUCUGAACUAAGUUCACAAGGAAGAUAUGUGCCAAAUUCAGCUCCGAUUGGUGAUGCUGUGAAUGCCCCUCCGCCCAUGUUUUCCCCUGUAACUGUCCCAGUGGCAUCUUCAGCAUCGCGUUCGAGGCAUUAUCCCGCUGUGCCUUUGCCGCAUUAUCUUACGGGAGCAUCUGGUAUUCAGGUUCCUCAGGGCAUGGACCCAACUGCUGCACCAACGGAGAAAAGAUUGGGACCUCCGCCGACGAUGGGAUUUAUGCCCAGAGCGGCGGUUCCCAAAACAGCUUCUCAUCAGACAACUAAACCUAGUUGAAUAUGUUGGCUCUUGCGGAUUCUAUCCCUAUUUUUAUUCGUGGUACCAGCGUGUCGGAAGAAUGGACAUGAUUUUAAAAUCCCGAAACGAAUUAUUUUUUCCAAUCGAAGAAUUUUUACCUGUUCGUUUUUCUAGGUGGAAUUAUUCAGGGUAGUCAUCCAAUGACGAAAUCUUUACUUCUGUUUAAAUUUCCGUCGUAUGUCAUGACGACUGUAAAUUUCGAUGUUAAGUUUUUUCAUUCUUCGUAAAUUAUAGUCGGAAUGAGUAUGUAUUUUAUCAUCCGGAGAGCUGCCUGACGAUUGUAAGGGGAAGCGCGCAACUUUUUCACGUGCUCAUUUCAGAGACGAAAACUGAAAACGUUCAAUCCUUCUUUUUUCAUGAUGAAGUGCAAAUUUUGGAGGGCUGCAUAAUGGAAACGAGGCUUGUUAUAAUCUGAUAUAUCAGGAACCCUUUCUGGAUGAUUCACGUCGGUCAUUUUCUCCUAAGGACUAUCUUGAGUGAUUUGAGUGAUGGACAUAUAUUUUGCUACAGUUUUUGGCUGUGGAAAAGUCUUGGGGUUGUGGUUGAAAGUUGUAGGUAAUUGUUGAGCGAAAUCUUGGUCGGGAAUUUCUUUUGAAUCCGGAUUUGUUUUUCGGCUGCGGAAAGUGAACCUGUUACUGAACUUCGGACUGAUGAAACGCAAAUAAAGUAUAGUAUAAAGAAA
Messenger RNA from Notodromas monacha, 5315 nucleotides. The record is from the annotation of a GenBank genome assembly. Lineage: Eukaryota; Metazoa; Arthropoda; Ostracoda; Podocopida; Cyprididae.